This is a messenger RNA of Entrophospora sp. SA101, 894 nucleotides long. The record is from the annotation of a GenBank genome assembly. Lineage: Eukaryota; Fungi; Glomeromycota; Glomeromycetes; Entrophosporales; Entrophosporaceae.
AUGUUUGAUACUCAAUAUAAGGAAAGAGGAAUUGGUGGCACAACUUAUUGGGAGGAAGCAUUUACAAACUUUGAAGGUGUUGAUGGGAAUAGUAACUUGACUUGCAAGAGGCUGGCAACUGUAACAAAGUUACACAGUCACCUUCAGAAUGCAAGAUUUUUGCUUGUGUGCUCACCCCCAAUGUCUGGAAAGACAUCACUUGCACAACUCUAUGAGAACUAUUUACUCAAUACACAUAAUGAACUAUAUGAAAUUCAGGUGUUAUACAAACCAGAAGGUGCAUCAGCCUGUCUAUUUGGUGGUGACAAGUUUUGGGACACUGUCAAGAGAGUUCUACAGGGUGGUGGUCUCCACAUUGUUGCUUUUGCAUCCUAUGGAUAUUGGGGAGCAUAUAGUGGACCAGGCCAUCUUAAAACUAUAUCUCCUUUUGACUUAGAUGAAAUUAAUACUUGGAAUUUUGAAGAUGUUCAGUAUUCUGAACAAGAUGCAGUUGCAGACCAUCUGAUCAAAACAAAUGUUCUUUCAGACUUCCAUCAAGAAUAUUAUUUGAGAAACAGGAAACUUGACUUCACAUCACCACUAGUCCAUGUAGCUUAUCUUCAGGAACAUCUUGGAUCUAGAACCCAUGUACACACUUUACCAUAUCCUUUUGAAGAUUUUAUCAAGAAGGUGUUUGAAUUAAUGAGCCCAGAGACUUUCAAGAAAACCCUUUGUGUGGGUAAUGAUGGUCAACUGCUGGAGAGGGCAUGGCAAAUGGAGUUUUACCAUGCAGCAAGACAACUGCUUCCAAAAAAUGUACAUAUCUCUCCAGAUGUUGGUGCUGUUUUUGCUUCAGAGGGCUGGGUGGACUUUUAUGUUGAUGGUAAACAUGAUUGGAUGAUAGAGCUAGUUUGA